Messenger RNA from Spirometra erinaceieuropaei, 30101 nucleotides. The record is from the annotation of a GenBank genome assembly. NCBI's taxonomy places the organism in Eukaryota, Metazoa, Platyhelminthes, Cestoda, Diphyllobothriidea, Diphyllobothriidae.
AUGGCUGAGCCAUCCGACGACGGUGGUCGUCGACAUCAAUUGUCGUCAUUCGAGAGCUCGGUCUCUACUACUGGUUCAUUUGAAUCCCUCACUCAGGGGGCAUCGCCUAAGUUCAGUGGACAGCGGGAGGAGUUGAUGGAAAUUGAAUGCUUAUCUUCAGGCAAUGAAGUGGUCGAACGUUUGCCCAAUGAUGUGUCCGAAAGAUCAAUCGUUCGCAGCCUUUUCGGUGGGACACUCUCCCGUCGUACCAUCUGCUCUCAGUGUAACCACGUUUCAAGUGCCGAGCUGGAGGACUUCAUUUGCCUCUUUCUUCCCAUUGACACCUCUGCGUCCUUCUCUUCGGAUUGCGACUCCACUGUGAGUGAUUUGUCGGAAGUUAACCUUCUGGUUUCUCUUGUUGGCAGAAGCAGCAGCGGCAGCAACUGCCAACACCCAACUACAACAGAGGCGUUAAACCAUGCCUAAGAGCGUUUCCAAUGUUAUUCAGCGUGAAGCACAUAAUUUGGACUAUCAAAGCCCCGGCGUAUUUAGCGGGCAUUCCGCCGGUGACGAUAGCGUAUGUGACCCCGCCUAAUCCUUAUGACACGAUUAAGCCUGCUUCUUUCAUUUAAGUAGGCAUAUUACAGCAUGGUUUGUGGGAUAACGGAACCCAUUCUGACAAUAAUAUUAACGCCCAAUAGAACCCUUACCGCCUAGCUUAUUUACGCCCCUAACCAUAAUCACACCCUAACCUUAAUAUUGCCGCUAGAACCAACGCUAGCGCCAAACCUCCCCAUAGGCGUACUCCCAUCGCUAAGCUGGAGCUUCAAAUUUAACCCUAAGCCUAAUUCUAAACCUAGUCCUAAUCCGAACGCUAACCCCAACACCUACCACAAAAUAGGGUUUGAAUUAGGGUUAUAGUUGAGUGCCAGGGUUAGGGUCGGUACUUAGGGUCAGCAGUUGCAGUUUGUAGUUUAGAGUUGGGGUUAGGGUUGGGGGUUGGAGACUAUGUUGGGGUUUACGGUUUAUGGAUGAGGUUAGGAUUGGGAUUUAGGACAACGAUUAGAGUUAGGAUUGCGGUUAUGCUUAGGGUUAGUGUUAGGACUAAGGUCAGGUCUAGGGUUAAAAUCAAGACCAAUGUUAGGCUUAGUUUUGCUAACGGUAUGCUCUCUUACAAAAUCCCAUAACGGAAAUUUUGCCACAUUUCUAAUCUGCGAGACGUGGCUAUACCGGUUUUGGUGUGCGGAGAGGCCUUUACCUGCAUCGUUUCCGCAUACUCUAUAACUUGCCUCAGUUUACCACUCAUUAGGUUUCCAUAUAAAUGUUUCGCUCCAUAUAUGCCAGUGAAAUUGCUAAUAAGCUUUCCUUUUUCGCACUGAGUCAUUUGAAACUUCUUUCGUUAUCUGCUACGGGGUGGAUGUGCUGUCGAAAUUGCCUGUCUACGUUUGUCUGCUCCGUUGUCGCCCUACCAGAGAAGCUAGUGACUCCUUUUUCGGUGUGCACCCCCCCCCCCCUCCCCCCUGCCGAUAUCUCUCUGUUGCUCUUACCCCUUUUCUUCCUGCGCGCGUCUGGGAAAGACAUAAGUAUGUUCACCGGCAAGGUUAGCAGUCAGCCACUUCUUCACCAUUCAUUGGUAGUUACGGUAGAACUGGUGACUCGUCUACUGGUGCUACUGUAUGUUUAGGCAGGCUGUGACGCAUGAGGACCGUGUACUUGCGCUCGAAACUCACUGGCUUUCGCCGAGGCCGUCUACUUUCUACUUAACGUCUACGAAGGCUUCCGUACCGGUUGGCAGUUGCCAUCAGUUGUACAAGCUUUACCGUUGUUACUUUCGGCAACUGUGACUUACCGUUUUCCUGCGGGUUAGCCAGCUGAUCGCCUUGCGUCUGUGCUCUUUCUUUCUCGCAUAACCGUCAGACUUCUCUGUUUCUUAUCACUCACCGGGGUUUGGCGGUACUGAGUCGGAUAUAGUGAGCUCACCCUUCUGCGUUCAGCACACUUUCUUCGGUUAAUCUACCAAACGGUGUUCCCAUGGCGACUGCUGACCAGACCAGCACCAUAGAGCUAAUUGACAGUAUGCCUUAGAUGUGUCUGCACAUACCUGUCACUGUCUUUCCUCGCUUACUACUACCCGGCGUACUACCCUUAACCCCUGCCUGCCUUAGACGCAGCCAUCCGCUUAAAGUAGUUCUGCUUUUCCCCCCACACCGGUCACCUUCCCCACAGCCAUUCGUGUCUGGGCGGUUGUCGCCGACUCACUGUUUCCACUUCCGUGUGCUUAUACAAGAUUCGCACGCCUAGACUGCAUCGUAUAUCCGUCGGCGUUCGUCGUAUCGGCGCAUCUUGAUCCCAUACCGAUAACCCUCUUGCUCUUCCUGCAGCUUCCGCGUCCUCCUAAUCCAAAUCACGGCACUGACCAUGCCUUUCACUCGGACGCAAUGGCGUAAGUAGAACCCGUCUACUAACUCCCCGUCAUUACCAACUGAAAUUGCACCUAAUACUACCGACAAUUCUAAUCUUGUUCUUAAUGCUCGCACUAACGACAAUCGUUGUGAAAGCGGCCAAGGGAUUCAAGGACCGGCUACUUUUAUUCACACUUUUGCCACUUUUGUACGCCGGUUCCCCUUGGCGGUUAUACCCGCCGCGAGAAUUCUUGGACGGCUGUUUGUGGUGACAUUCGUCUCAAGCAGAUACGCGUCCGCUAUGUGCUUCAGGAGGUUUUCCCAAGCCACAGAUAGGUUGUUAGUUAUUUAUGGCGAUAAAAUUGCCUGCUGAACUUUCUUCAAUGGCGUGGACGACUCCACCUGCAGUCUUCUUGGCCUACAGUUGGUCAGUCUAACGGAUAUGGGGGCUAGGUAAAACAUAGAUUACGAGACUCUUCCUUCUGUGCUGCAUAAUCUACCAUUCAUUUUUUUCUUAUUUGCUUUCGUCAGCAAACAGAUCGGUCCCCGCGGACGCUGCAGCAUGGGUCGUAGUUCUGUAGUUGGACAUAUUUCGUGAGGUUUCUCGGAAAUUUUGAGUACGGACGGGUCCCAAACAGCCGUUCGGAUUGUUUGUUCGAGGUUGUCUCUAGCGCUUUGCUUUAAAAGCCUAACCACAAGGCAGCGGUGGCAAGCAAACUUAUUUAAUGAUGGUCCACAAUGGUCUUGUUACAGUGCCGUCAUCGAUUCUUGUGGCUUUUUUACAAGGCUUUCAGUAUGCCAGACCUCAGCCCUCCGCACCCUGAUAGCACUGUCGUUGCUGGUCCGCGAUUAUUUAUUCGUCAGACCUGGAUCUGCAUACCUCGUAGCCAACCUUUACUGAAGGCCGUCUCACUAUCCGCCAUCCGUGGACGCGCCAGGUAGCCAGCAGACACGCCAACGGACAACCCGUUUGGUAUUCGGUCUGGCGUUCGACAGGGUCGUAUCCUGUCGCAAAUUCUGUUCAACUACGCGAUUGAUUGGAUUUUCGGGAGGACGCCACACGAUGGUGACGGUUGCGAGUUUGUACCCGGACACCGGCUGACCGAUCUCGACUAUGCCGAUGAUAUUGCCUUACUCGCUUCAAGUUUUGGUGGUCUGCAGCCUAUGGUGUCAGGGCUGAACGAGGUCGCCCAAUCGGUCGGUUUAUCCAUAAACGCUGAGAAGACUAAGAUGUCUUCUGGCUGCAUCCCUGACCAGGAGAAGGCACCUCUCGGGAUUGAUGGCUGUCAACUUGAAGUAGACAGUUUUUAAAUACCUCGGGGCGAGACUGCUACCGAAUGGACAGAGUAAAGACGACAUUGUCUCCCGAAUUGAUGAUGCCCGACGGAUUUUCUCAAGCCUUAGAAAAUGCCUAUGGAUACGACGCGGCAUCUCCAUCGUCACUAAUAUUCGUGUGUAUCGUGCAUCUGUCCGUCCCGUCCCUCUCUAUGGCUGUGAAUGCUGGGCUGUGCGCGUGGAGGAUAGGUAGGAACUGGAGGUAUCUGGCCACCGCUGUUUGAGGACCAUCCUGCGAGUGAAGUACACCGACUUCAUCUCAAAUGAAAGAGUCCGCACUUACUGCGACAACAUCGCAAGGAUAACCCAGGCCAUCCAGGAAAGACAACUGAGGUGGUUUGGGCAUGUUCUCAGUCGACCACUUCAUGAGCUCAAUGUUACUGCCCUCGAUCCGGCACCGUUACCCCAUUGGAGGCGUCAAAGAGGGGGUCAACUCAAUGCCUCGCUCGACACAUUUCGUCAAGACAUGGAGGUGGUUCUUGGGCCUUCGGUAUUCGCUCUCCGUCGAUGACAAAAAGAAUAAGUUGGACUGUAUAGAUCUGCUGUCGCGGAUCGUCGCACGCUGAGAAGUACAGUUCGGGACAUCAUCGAGGCUGGCUAGAUUACGCAUGAUCACAGCCGUACCAAGUACAAGUAGUACAAGUCAGCAAGUACUUCAACACUCACAAGCGUAUCCAUACUUUUCACACAAAAGACUUGGCUCACUUCCUACCGAACAAUAUAGGCUUAACUUUCACUUUCGACAUUCUCAACUUCCCCCGCAAGUUCCAUUGUGGCCAUCAUGUCGGCCAUAAUAUCCGCUGUAACCCACGUCUUCCAUCUCCCCCACCUCAUUUAGAGGCCACUAAUGCCGAAUUUUUAAAACUUGCGCACUCCCAUUUUAGGUCCUAUGUGGAGUACUCAAACAAACGAAUGGCAUCGAUGCGAUUUUUUUCACAUUUUUCUUUUCUAAAAUCGGUUGUACGUCGCAUUCGUAUGCCCAAUCCACGAAACCUCUAUUACCACCGUUCCGACAUUAAGGGAGUCCUUGCUUCAAAUUUUAUCGAUGGGGUCACAUACACUACCGUUAUCACGUCGUCUUUAGUGUGAUGUCAAUUAAUUGUCAUUUAUUAUAAUCCUUACCAGUUUUCCACUGAAAUAACCUGUGCACCAAAUUUCGUAAAUACCAGAUUUGCCAUAAGUGGCAGGGGAUCAAUGGUCAAGGUGUGUGGCGUGUUUCUUUUUGACGAAUUUAUUUGUACUUUUAUUUUCCAAACCGGAAGUACUGGCACUUUUUAAUUGCUUUCAUUACUAAAGAGCGUCCUCAGCUUUCUAACCAGUCGUAUAGUGGCGUCUUACACAAAUGUGACCUGACUACAGGGCGGAGUACAGCUCUCCUAUUUUGUCCCGGAACUCCAUUCUAGACGAUCGCACAGUGACAAACAUUUGAGAUCUAACUGAAACCGGAGUGCAGGGACUUCCCGGCUUAAUCAGCACCGACUAAUUUAGGGCGGGUUAAUAAUCUCAAAUAUGUCAGGCGGUUGCGCCCGUCUUCUUUGACUUUGCCAGUAAUGUUUCACCCUGCUGCUUUUGCAUCUUCCAGUCGGAAAAGCCGCCGGCAAAUUCUGCCACGGCAGACAUCGCCACCUUAGUUGAGACGCACUUUGCGCGCUCCGAAUGCGUAACCGGUGCGGGAGAGUGCGAGGCUUGUGGCCGGGAGAGUGUGCGAGAACGCCAACUCAGUCUGCGACAUCUGUCACCGCACGUCCUCAUCGGCCUGAAUCUCUUUGCAUACAACCGUGCCACACAAGCCUGUCACAAGGUGAUGCGGCGUGUACGCAUCAACGAGCUGCUUUCGGUCCGUGUGCCAAAAAACCCCCCACUCUCACAGCAACCAUCUGUGCCUCCUCCGGACACCUCAACCACGGAGGCCGCAUCCUCCUCAACCUGUCAAGUCGUCUCUCUUGACGGUGAGCCUCGCGAACAACAGCCAUUGCCAUCUCCAGCCCCCGAUGUCGCCGACGAGAGCAGUAUUCAUGUGUACAAACUGCAGGGCAUGAUUCUGCACCAUGGCCUCUCUCUGAGCUGCGGACACUACACAUGCGUUGCGAAGGUGGACAGCAACUGGGUCUCCUUUGACGACUGUUCAGCGUCCUUCACUAGUCUGGAUCAAGUCAAUCGUCAACAGUUUGCCACCCCUUAUCUCCUACUUUACAGCAAAGUGUAGUGAUCCGCGCACCUCCAACCGCAGUAUUUCAGUACUCGCUGUCUUCUUUGCCCUUCCACUCAAUCUCCCGCACCCCAUCACUCCCAUAAGACAAUUGAUUUUGCAAUUUUAUUUCGUCAGUUCUUCCCUCCACUAACGUGUCUUUCCUCACACGUGCUCCUACAUGACCACAGAAACUACCGCCAUUUGCUUUCGCCCUGAUUCGAGGUGGGCUAUUCACACAUUUCCACGGCGAUUUCUCUCUGUGCCCUCGUCCUCCUUGCUGUUGAAUUUUAUUUAGACUUGUAUAUUUUUAACGAAAAGAAGACUGUUAAUAUUUGGAAACAGCAGCAACAGCAGCCAGACUAGUCAAAGUGUCCUGUCUCUGAUUGCUCAAUCCUAGGUGCACGCCACUACAAAUAUCGGCUAAGCCGGAGCACAUUCGGACGGCGAGAAAGGGCUGUGAUUAAUUGUCUGCAUGCUGGGGUCGGUCGGUCGGCCGAGGUUAAAGCGCCCCUUGAAUCCAGAGGAUGCCUAUCGAAGGUCUGUACAGAUUUAACGCUUUGAUUUCGGAAUGUUAACAAAUGUUAGUAGUUGAGGCGGUCCCUGACAUACUGCUGACGUCUGCCAUAUUUGAGGGUAGAUGGAAACGUGUUUCGACCCAGUACAGGCACUUAUUAUCAAAACUAGUAGGCGGAGUUCCUAUACGGAAGUAGCCGUGUUUGAGCUCUCAGCGAAAGGCGCUCGCAUUCCCAUAAUUAACUUAAUCCCCAAAAUUGUGGGUAAAGUGAUUGACGAAGAAGUUUCUGCGGAUGGAGUCGAGAACGGUUUUUGGGAGAAUUCGCACUACGGCUCUAGUCAGAUCAGUUCUGCAGUAUUUGCUGUUCGGAAGUACAUUCUUGUAUUGGCCCAUUGUACCGAGAACAGAUGGCAUGUUCCUUGGAUCGACAUCACUUCUUGGGUCGCUGCGGCGGCGGCGGCGGUGGUGUUGGUGGUACGCUGGAUGCAGUAUCUCGGAUGGACGUCGUCCCACGUCGGUCUGCUCAUCCACAAGAAUUGCGAAGAUCGAAAUAUUCUGGGACCGUAUCUCUGACUAGGAGAGGGCACCUCGUGACUACUUACUGUCGGUUUGAAGAGGCGGACAGGUAUAAGGUACUCGGAGCCACAUCUUUGCCUAACAAAUGAAGUAUGGAAACGCCGUCUGACUCGAUGCAACUCACGGAACUUUGAGAGCUUUCGAAGGCGUCUCUUGCGCCGUCGCUACAUCGUUGCCACCAUGGUGCGUGUGUCUUUGGCACUCGUCCGAUCGGUCCUCAUAUAUGGCCGCAAAUGUUGAAAGUGGUUAAGCAACGAAAAACCGAAGUUUUGGCUACCGUUUCCCGUGAUAGAUUCUUUAAGUAAAGUACUCCAAAGGGACAACCGCACAUUCCGUGGCAGCAUUAGUAAGAUAGUUAGGAUAAUACAAGAAGAGGGCCGAAGCUAUUCGGAUACAUUCCCCGUCGCCCGACUCUUGGACACCAUUAAGUUGUCCUCACUCCGACACUUGCCUGGCUAUAGGUGACGACAUAGAAGUCAUCUCAGCGCUUAGCUGGACGCACUCCGUCACGACAUAGAAGUUGUUUUUAAGCCUUCCUUCGACACUGACGACGUGAGUGGUUCGAGCUAUCCAGAUUCGCUACCACCUGCCGUCACUCACAAAGGAGUAAUAUUCCCAGCGUUGGUGAGGUUAGUUACAUCGGCAAUAGCUAAAACGUGGCAGUUAGAAGGAAGUAAGCAUUCCGGCUUUGCCGACAUGACAAAAAUUUCACAAGCAGGGUGGAAGGAGUGCAAAUAAGACCAAGUGCGCUGGUCAGAGUGCAAUAACUCCUUACAUCCGACCUCCGUACGGGCACCAACAUCCAGGAUUGCAUUUGCUGAUAGGCGACAGUCGUCUCUCAUUUGGUAAAAGGUGCUGUAGAUACCAGUGCUCGUGGCCGUCCUCCGUGUCGCCGAAAAUCGCCCUUUAGCAGCGUUGAGGAAUCGGACGAAUAAACUUUUCUUGUCGCUGCUCAGACACUUUUCUGCUUUUUCCUCUGAGAAAACUACCUUGGAAACUUCAGCAGUAGUCUCUGGGAGAUGAGACCUAGUUCGCUAAUUAAGAGACUGGUUGACCGCGAUUACUGGUGGUGUUUGGUGCCAAGUUUGAAAAUAGUCGAUACUCUGACAGGCUGUAUGUCCGGAUUGAAGUAUGGAUGCAGCACCCAGAGGCGAAGUCUAAUUCCACUGUGGCCGCCAAACUUAUUGUCGGUUUCCUUGAUGUGGUCUUUUAGUUGAAACACGUCGCAGCGGAUGAGAUGGAGGCUGACAAUGGGCAAUCAUUUCCCUCUAGGAUCUCCCUAACGCUUACUCAACACCCCACGGCAGCUUAGAACCCGUAACUUUAGGCCUUUCUGGGCUGUACGAUGCUUGCUUCUUGGGGCUGAGGGCCGUGCUGCGAUAUUUGCUUCUCAAUUCGACAUCUGCAGCAACCGCAAUUGGUAUGUCCACUGGUAUGUGAGGUCGGGUUUGGUUUAGAGAAGGUACAAGCGCAUGUUUGACACGCGUCAACGGUAGUUAGUGCCUGGGCUUUUACUGGCUCCCAAUUCAUCUGUUUUCUGAGUUAAUCUCGCUGCAGGAACGUAAAGACAGUGGGAACAAGUAGAUAGGUUGAUGGUGAACAGAAGUUCCUAGCAUAAUUCCACCUCAGUUUUACACCACAAAUGCUUGGUAUUAGUGGUUCUCAACGAAAAUGAUGGGUAAACUUUCAUAGUCGAGUGACGAUUCAUUAAAAUGCCAACUACAUUGAUUUUUAUGUUGUACAUUGUUUGGCAACAGGAAGUCCGCAAGCCUACCACUUCCGUCCUAGACGGAAUCGAACUGUCAACUUCUCAAAUUCUGGUCGGACUGUCUGCUGCCUGAGCUAACAGGGUGUCACCGCUGAUGCUACGACAUGACGGGCUGUCUUAUUUAGCAUUAACGAGGCGGACGGAUUAUGGCCUGCGAUACGCUUCUGAACUGUUAAGCAGGCAAAGAACGCAAACUAAUGCAGUUUUAAUGAGAAAGUAAUCCUACUUAUGUUAAGAAAGUAGGUGUUCUGAAGAAAAUUCACUGACCCUGGACCUAAUUAAGUCGGCACGCCGUCGGCAUCGCCAUGAACAAGCAUCCAGAAAAGGGCAGGUUCGGUGAAUCAGAACAUCAUGAACUGCAAAUCAGAUACUGUUUUAUGUCCGACCAUUGAUAUAUUUGAUCCAGUAUCACAUGCCGCAUAGGACGUUUGAGGACAAAAAAACCAUAUCGCCCAUCAUUAAAGUAUUUGUGUGCAACGUGGAGAAUUGACGAGACUCUAAUUUUCACCAACUAGGCAAUGAAUAACUUGUGCUACAAUAGUUUUGUAGUUCAAUGGCCUAGUGGGAGAGGUCACCACACCUUGCUGGGAAUUUGUUGUGACUAGUUAAGAAAUAAGAACCUGCCCAACGUGUGCAUCUUUCUAGUCGUUUAUAGGUUUAUUUCGCCACAGUCGAAUAAAAAACUUAGCCAUCCAGACUUUCUACCACUGUUUGUAGUGAGUUCAUUAGAAAAAUGCCCUCAAACAGAGAGCAGAUUCAAAUCUACGUCUGCUAUGUGAGAUUUCCAAAGUCAGACCACAUAUUUUACAUCAAUCACACGCACCCCCUACAGUCAGUCCGCCUAGUUCACUCCGCCUGACGUGUGAAGUUCCUGUCGCUAUGCGUUAAACUGAUGGAAUUAUGGCUUUAAGAGUCAUAAAGGCACCUUAUGCUUGUUCAGUCACAAGGCAUGUGCUCUCUGAUUGUAAUUAAAAUCGGUCCCUACGGUGUUGUCGUAAUUUAUUCAUUACAUGCGUUAAUUGAACACUUUGCGGUUGUUUGAAGUAGCCCUUAAAAGUCGAUUACACCGGUGUUUAGUCAAGCUGAAGAUAAUUAAUUAAUUCGGCUCUUACAUUUUACAAACAUCCCACGGUUCGAUAAGGACUGACUGGUUUGAAUCGAGAUUUCGAUGUCAAGUCCUCUUCCCCUUAAAUGUUGUCACCAUAGAAGACAGUACGCCUUCGCUCAGAGCCAAUCAUAUUUGUUGCCAAACUGACUUAUCAACAGGUGUAAUCUCCAUUUGGUGCUACUUUCUAGUCGAAUUACCUCUUCAGGUAAAUUUUGCUGUUAAUGGGAUUUUGUACAAACUUGUCGCAAAAUAAUCGGGCCUUUUAAGUUAAACAGACAAAUCUAGGUCUUAAAAGCAAAGAAUGUGAGGGCUAACAGAAAAGACUCGUUGAAGAUAAGCUUUAGGGAGAUGUACUAGACAUUUUUGGCAAGAGACCAAUCUAGAAUAUCGUCUAGAUAAAGGCGAUAUUUGUUUACCCGAAAUCUAACUACUUUAAGGAAAAACAAACCACUAGUUCUACUUUCCCACACGUUUCAAAGCGCUUUAAUGGGAUAUCUAAACACCCAAAGCCAAAUAGCAGCUCAGUCCGGCGUCUAAGAUGACUUGAGCGUUCCUCAGAGCAAUAAACACCACAGUGUCUAGAUAUGAUCCCCGGAGUGUUCUACCAGCAUCUCCUUCUUAUCCUAAUGGCUAUUGUAUCAAAUAGUGACUAAAAUUGUGCAGAGUUGGAGUGUACUGCAUGGACGCAAGUAUAUCGCUGAAUGUGUCCACAGAACGUUCAAGACGAGGCAAUGGCUCGUAAAAAAGUUAUGCAAAGCCGCGGAAAACACUUCCGGACUUUAACUGAGAGAGUUCUUGUUAUCUUCCGCUCCUGGUGGCAUUAGUUGGAAUGCUGUUCCUGAACGCUUGUUCCCCUUGUAACGUAGUAAGUUGAUUGCUUGACCAACUGUAACCUAAUCCUCCUCUUUGUUGGUUUUUGUCAUCGUAGAUCGGGAACGCUCGUGACCUGCGAGUUGCAUAAUAAAAGUCAGUUGAAAAGGGCCCCCCUUCUGCUGUGAAUUCUAGGCGGAUCAGGCGUGUUUUCGAGAAGAAAUCGGUCUGGAAACUGUUUUCAAGGUUUGAAGUUCACCCAGUUCCGCCUAAUAACUACACAGUGAAAAAACGAUCUGGCCAUUUUGUCCCAACAUUUGAUCAAGUUUGAGUUUCGGUUAAAGGGUACCAUGGAUAAAAAAUAAGACGACUCUGAUUAGUAUAGGUUCGUUGGAAAGGUUCAUAAGCUAAAACUACCAUUUUGUCGUUGUUGAAAUAACCAGCGAUGAUGCUCAAUGUUCAUAAGCAUUACAACUUCCCUUGAGUGAGUCUUUACAUUGCAAAGCACAGAUAAGAAGCUUGAACUACUUUUCAAUAAUGUUCAGUGGAGUGCAUAUGCAGAGGACACUCGCCGCCAUUUCUCUUGACGCAUCAACUCGCCCUAACAGCUUCGUUUGUCUUCCUCACCGAUUCCAGAUACACCGCCAAGGCGCGUAGCAACAACUAACCUACACACAUACAGACAUCAUAGCGGGUUCACAGUUGUCGGGUAGGCUUGCCUACUCCGUGCCAAGCGAUGAAGCAGAUGUUAAUUUUUUUUCCAGCGGUGGAGAUCUGUCCCAGUAACCUUCAAAAGUUUGUUUUGAGCACGUUUCCCUGCCUCACCCUUCAUAGAUGCCACACCCAGGCGGGGAUUUUAAGAGAGCUGAAGAUUCAAUAAAUAAACCUGCAGACUGAAAAAACUAUCGAAUUUUAUUUCCACUUCCACUUCAUGAUGUAACGUAGCCAAAAUUUUCUCUAAGCAAUGGCCAUCACUUCGCAUUACCGAAUAAGAUUGGCGAAAAUUACUAAGGUCGGAUGCCGCUUUUCCCAGAGGAGAUCUUGUGGCUCCUAGGUUAUGCUAAAUAACACGCCCGCCAACCGAACACAGCUUGAGCCCAUGUGUAAAACGUACGCAUUGCCUACUCACUGGCUGCUAGAUGUUUCAUCAUACACAUUGGUGAUUAUAGAUAGGAAGGUGGUCAAAACACGCAAAAUAUGCUGGGAAGCCCAGCUGUAUAGCAUUAAAACCAUUCAGAAAACGCCGUUGUAUACGUGUGUUUAUCUUAAGAAAAUGACGCUAGGUGCGACAGUCCUCAUCGUUUGUUUUAAAGACUCGGUACUCCAUCCAAACCCUCAGCAGCGAAUUUUGAAUUCGUUGUUGAUGGGAGACGAAGCGAUGUAGAGGAGUACGCCUAUGAGUUGGAUCGUUCACCAACUUCGCGCCAACCUUAAACAAUUGCCUAGAUUGAAGCGAGCUCUCUUCGCCCUCUCUCCACUCUUUUCAGUCCAUGGGAGGCAGAAACCCAAGUGCUUCCUACGUAGGUCCGGUCUUGUGAAGAUAAGUGAAGCAUGUAACGGGCCGAAUCCCCGCCAUAUCUACAGUACCGUAGACCUUUUGCUGACAGGGCUAUCCAUAGGCAAAAUUCACAAGCUAAACGUAGAAUUCCCACUGAUGCCCCUUCAAGACACGAAAAGCGUAACUGGGGAAAAUUCACCGAGUCCAGUGCCAUUGAAUAUCGAAUAAGGGAAAUGAUGGCAAUAGCUACCAGAUGCGUCAUUGUACUGUGUCUGUGGAGAGGUAUUCUGAUAGACAACACAAAGGUUGCCGAAUCAGAAGUCAUGGGAGACGGAGUAGGUUGUGCAACCUCGACUACUGAGGAGGUGCGUACACAAGGCUCUGCAAGCAGUGGCCGUAAGCUGUCUCUCCAGGAGAGUUUUGUCCAUGCGCCCGUUGAGAUUAUUAGACAUCAGACCACGUGUGGGCGCGCCUUUCGCUCUGUCCCAGUUGGCGUCCCCCAGCCAAUCGAAGAAGAGACAGCGUUGAUCGUUUUCGAGCCCUUGUGAGGCUAGUAACAAGCCUUGCGCGCUCCCAGCAGCGGAUCGAUAGGGAUCUUGAGACGGUCAGAAGGGUGGAUAGACGAAGCGGCAUAGAGCAAAGAAACGCGGACUACCACGCGUACGCCUCUAUUAGUGGUUAAAAUACGCAAAAUUUGCGGGCGAUUUUCCAAAUUUCCGAGAUCCAUCCCUUAUCAGACUUUUUGGAAAACAUCGCUAUAUGGGUACGUCUAUUUUGAAACAGUAUGCUAGGUAGGGCAAACCCGAUUUGCAUGAGCGGGUUAGUGAAGGAUUCUAUGCCGUGUUUACCCUCUUGACCGUCGGCAUGACAUAUUGCUCUGCGUAGAACUAGUCUUCUAUUCCUUAAUUCUUCACCUGUUUGCUUAUUUCUAAAACAGUUGACUUUAUUUGUGGCAGAGACUACGUAAACCGCCGAGGGUAUAGUUUGUACCCGGGGCCAGAAACAGGUAACCUAAGCAGCCUGUCUAACGGGAAUGGCCGUAAGAGGGGCUUUAUGGCUAGGGCCAUCGAACACAUGAAUAAGUAGAUGGGGAAAGUAGAAAAGAAAAUUCCACCAAAAACUUCUAAUGCGCUUAGAAGGUAAACGGUAAGUAAGCGUACGAAUUCGAAAAAGAGACUAAAAACGGUAGUCAGGGAAAUCCCGGCAGCUGAAUAAGCCGCCAUCAGUUACAAAACUGAAGCUCAGGUUCUAAGGAAAAUAGCAGCCAAUGGUAAAUGAGCGCAGGCGGUAAACGGCGUGCAAAUAACGAAGAUUGAGAACUACACCAGAUGGCUUAUUAUGGACAAGAAUUCACGAAAUAUGCAAAACGAAGAACAAGAAGGAACUCUUACAAGGUAAGCUACAUGACGGCAAGAAAGAAUAACGAGAAAAGUAAAGUUUAUUAAUGUAAACAGGCAUGGCUUACAAAUAGAUAUGUAGGUAUAUGUAUUGAAAAUAAGUCAGGGUAUAUAAGGUAGAUUUCAGAAUGGAAACAAAGUCACAACAGGAACAUUGAAGCACAGAAAGUUAAGUUGUCCAUGUAGGUGUAAGCAUGAAUAUCUGUAAGUAGGAGGUAAUUUCAAUAAUAAGGAAUAGCGGUAAACCAUAAAUUAAUUUUUUUAGACGCAGACGUACUGGAGCCGCCCCGAAAUAAAUUACAUUAAGGGGGCCCUGUGUCAGGCCAAGCUGUCUGGCCCACAUUGACGAGGUAUUUUCUGUCCCAGAGAUCGUGUAUUCAUCUUCUUUAGAUACUAUAUCGUCUUAUGGUUUGGACUAAAUACCACCGGUCUAAAACAGGCAUGGGGAACCUUCCUGUUCCGCAUCCCGGAGGUGUACUUUGUGAAGUAGACGAGCAAUGGAUAAGCACGAUGGAACUGGUACGCAAAAGCCAAUAUUCUGAGCUGCAGAAAGUUUCAUAUGUAUAAAGUAAUUUCAAAGUACUCAGCCUCUGAUAUCCAGUAGAUUGUGGACAAAACUUUCGCACGGUGUCCAACACAUCCGGGAUGAAGAGCACAAUAAUAAGUCCAUAUAGAGAUUCCUGCAACGCCUGGUUCCCGGGGCGGUUGUUUAAAAGCCGGUGAAACACGUAGAGCAAGCUAAAGCCAUGGCCUAAGUGGUACACGGGAAAAGUGAUAGAAGGACGCCUACUUAAAUGAAGACAGUAGCGAGUAUUGUAUAUUAUUAUGCAUGCCUGGGGUAAAACCAUACCCUUACGCAUAAACCAAUUAGAAAGACGCGGAGGAGGAGGAGGAGGAGGAGGAGGAGGAGGAGGGGGAGGAGGAGGAGGAGGAAAUGCGCUUUAUUUUGAAAUCGUAAGUUCAAAAUUUUCAGCAAAAAAUUGGCUCCAUUCACUGUGGGUAGUAAAUAAGUUAAGAGAUUAUUCAACAGUCAAAGAAACGAUUAUUAUGGGGAUAGUUCAAGUCUGAGCUUCUGUAUUUCUGUCUCUUCGCACGUAAGAUAGCACACUAGGAAUGGCAAUACAGAGGCUCGAUAAGCCGAUGUGCGACAGGGUAUAAGACGGAAGUUGCGGCGCAUCGGGCGGGAAGACUUGGCAGCCAUAAGAUCGGAAUGUAGGGGAUGGGCAACGUCAUCUAGAAUUCGACCAGCAACUUGCUUGACCGCAUUGAAGUGUCGUUGUAAGAUUGUGUCAACUAAAAAAAUAUAAGAAACGCCAGCAACAGAAGAGAGCAUGCGGAGGAUUCGUUUCAAAAUUAAAAGAUCCUUUUUUAACAAAGCAGGGAAAACGACAGGAGAACAGUAUAGGAUAAGAGGAAGAAUGCAGGCAUCAAUGAAUCGCCAGACUAAGGGUUGAGGUGUGUAGUAGGAACGCAAACGACGAAUGUAGUAAAGGAGUUUACGAACUUUAAUAAAUAGGGACUCAAUAUGGAGGGAAAAAGAAAGAUUUGAGGACAAAGUAACGCCGAGAUAACUGAAAGAGGAUACCUCAUUAGGAAGAAUGUCAGAGGAAUCAGGGUUAGGAGAGGGCCGCAGUCGAAAAAUACACUGAACGGAUUUUUGGUUGUUAAUUAGGAGACCAUUAUCCUCCGACCACGCUAGGACAUGGUUUAGGCCAUCCUUUAGAGACCGGAGGUGUGUCUGACUUUUGAGAGGGUGUCCAACAACCACAUCGUCAGCAUACUCGAGUAUUCGUGCAUUUCUUCCGGCUGCUAUGGCUUCUGUUGUCAGAACUAAUCAUGGGCGAGCGACACUGACACCUGAUAACCGAUUCAUGACAUGCAUUCUGGAGGUAUUGUUAUGGCGCCUUAUUCUUUUCUCUUUUUUCGGCAAAGCUAGGGUGUAUGACCCCAACUAACUUGAGCUAGACUGUGGACCCCGUCAUGCGUUGAAUGACGGUAGAGGGGGUUUUGUGGGCGGGGAAAUACGCAGGACGGAGAGCAGGUGGAAUGCAAAAAGACGCAGUAAGUAAAUAAAUUUCUGCUAAAAGUCUUACUGUACGCUGCUAUUUGGCAAAGGAAGUGAGCGCAGCAAUCAAAAAACAAACAAAAGCAGUUUUCAGAUAUAACGGACUUCAAAUAAACCGCCGAUGGUAAGUUAGCAUUAAGACAUGAAGGCAAGGAAAUCCCAGCCAAUGGGAAAAGGGGAUAAUAAGUGGUGUUUAUGGUCACAGGGAUUUUUACCGUACACGUUGGAGACGCCAAAUACGUGAGGUCUGCUACCCCAUAUUUACCUUUUUUCUUCUGAGUGGGGAUGGCUACGAGGCCUGUACGCUGUCCAUAAGAUAAAUCUAAACGGAAAAUUCAACAAGGCGGUCAGCACUUUUAUCUUGUCCACCUCUUCCAAACAGGAAACCAGAGACGAUCUGCCACCCAGAGAUGCCUUCUCAGAGGCUGUCUAGUGUCUUCUGACCGUGAUUCAGGUGCGAGUACUGGAACUGCAUGAGAGAAAACAACAGGAACAUGUGAAUGAGAAUUUUCAGGCCUCAACUAUUUAUGUAGGAGUAAGAACUGAAAGGUCCUCUCAUGACAUUAAGACGCACCGGGACACCGCAUUAUCCCUGGACACCAGAUAUACUUCAUUACACCCCCUGUAUGCGCCAACAGUUCAACUUCUUCGACGUGCCCUCUGGUGCGAACCACAUACUCCUUCACAGCACAGACACGCCGUCUCAAUACACAUGUAGUGGUCCAACUCCGGGCGCAUUUUACGACGCGAGCGUCUCGCGGCUACUUGGACACGGCCUCGCUGAAGGCAAUGGACUGCUGCCCUAAUAUCUCACACUCGGAGAGCCGUCCUCCCGGCGUCGGACGUGCCCUCGUCCGGCUUCUAACUCCCUCCAACCCCUUCUCCACUUAUCCUUUACAGAAUGCAACAUUGUCCCAACUGGCGCCCCACUUCUCCUCUUCCUAAUUGAAACAGGGCCUGAUAGAUUUAGUGGCUGCGGUCUCCCUUCAGCUCAAGCUGCUGUGAUACAUGGUACUGACUGGAACUGAGAGUCAGCCCUACGGUUUCCUAUCUUAGUUCAGUGCCUUUCAAUAAAAGCUUACGAUGCACUGGCCUGCUCGUCCCGGCCUUCCUAGUAUAUCUGUUUUCAUCAUUGUAGUCCACAAAAAUCACUUUUUUCGCCCUAUUUGUGACUGCUUUCAUUGUGACGAUAAGACGCAUUGCCAAACAUCGGUUAGGUAUGCCCCACUUCUAGUUGAAUGAUUGUUAGUUCCCGCUGUCCGGGCACCGAAGGUUCUCUCCUGACCUUCUUUUCCAAAACUGCACGUAGUUUUCUCACCGUCAAGUCUCCCUAGUCCUUCAGAGAAGAGUAUGGCUUUUCGAUUUCUACCCACGAGGAACGCAGUGACAAAAUUCCAUUGGAUGCAGAUAGGCCACCUCCGAUAAUUUCAUUUGAAUAUGUCAAUUUGUUGGAAGUUGAGGUACUCCAAUGCUACUACUUCAGUAGGUCUUCGUCCUCUCUCGUAUAUGGACUUCGCUCGUCGGUCAAUUGCUAGAAUUAAUCAGAAGACCAUUGGCAACCAACACGAAGGAAUCCUCUUUCACUAAGCACUAGGACCAUAACUUGGACAAUAACGACCUAAACAAACCGCAUCACGGAGUUUUGACUAAGCUGACUUCCAUCUAAGCAUUCUCCCUUUUGCUACGCCUUCACUAUUAUCAGAGCUUUAUAUCUGUCAAUUUUAAAAUCCCCGAGCUAGCAAAUCAAGAACAAGCUCUGGUUGUGGGCUUUGAAAAAAGUAAUCGGUGCCGUGGUAGGCGGCCCGUGAAUGUUCCAUCAUUUUGACGUCUUCAUUUGCAAGGCGCGGUGAAAUAGUUACCCUGAUAUGCGUGCCAUCCUCAUGAGUGUUCAUAUGAUCCUGUCGCCCUCCCCUCCCCCCCCCCAACCCAACCAUUGCUUUAGGUCUCGAAAUUCAUCUACCGUUUUGUACCACGAACAGGCCAAUCGAAAAAAUAACGGCCGGUGCUUUUUACAACGGUGUCUCAUCAACGGCGAAACGGAAAGCUAGCCUAAGAAGUCGGAACUCUUCGUAACACUGGAAGGAGCUUCUGCUUGCUGCAAAAAAGCUAGUAAUUUGUACACUGCUAUGAGACUUCGGUUGGUAAUUUUGCGAUUGUCACAGUAUGCGGAGGUUAUGUCGUAGAACUACUCGUUGUGUAAUUUGUCAGUGUACAUUCCCACUCUGUAAACCCACGGUCCGCCCUGCAUGUACUACGUUCACAUUCUCCGCCGUCCAUCAUGACAACAUCGUCCACGGUAAUGCAGGCGCUCAUUGAUAAUCUAAUAGAACGUUCCAUUAUUCACGCGAAUAUUAACAGAACAGCGUUAGCAACAUCGGUUCCUUCCGCCACCAUGAAAAUUGCCUCAGUGACGCUUAAGUAUUGACGAGGAAAGAUGACUCUGUAACAGAAAUUUCAUCCAAUUUGCACUCUAUUCAUCCUUUUUCCUCUGAAAUCAUAUGUGCAUUCUUGACUUACCCUACAGCGAAUUUUCAGUAGUUUGUCAUGAAAAUGAUCAUCUGACAAACAUGGUCAGCCGAAUCUGAUCAUUCUCCGCGACCAAACGUUCAUAAAACUCCGUGUGUAAAUGACACAUGCACAGUUGUAGCGGACAAGGAGAAGACUCAACUCACGUAGAAUUCUGCUAUUCCUCCUGCCGUCUCUCUCGUUUCCAUACUAAUUAUUCCGGAGUAGAAGUCAAUCAUUGUCACUGUCACAUAGAACACUUAUUAUGCUUACUGCCAUGGUGUGUAGGCGAAAUGCCAGUUCGCUUUUAAAUCUCGAAGGAACAGUUGUUUUGACUGCGGUAGGUUUGCCCUGCCGAUUGAGUAGAAGGGACAGCCGAUUAAUUCCUACGCCUGAACGGUACAACUGCGACUUUGGAGGUGGGCCCCUCGCGAGUGUCUGCACGUGCACACCUGGCCUGUCCGGCGUUUGCCCAUUCGGUUUUCCAACUGACCAAUCAGAUUCAAGACUGGAUCAGACGUGUCCUACCUUGAUGCAUUCCCUGACGGACACCUGGGAGGCCGCUGUGCUGGCGCUGGAGACAUUUUCUUCUGGCUGCCACCUCCUUCCAAUACCUUCCCCAGUUGUUCUGUACGGGAUAUAUAAUCCUCCCAAGUGACGUCCAUCCUCCCUUUUGAUUCGGGACCUGGCCUGAAGGUGGUGUUAGCCAGGGUAUCACUCACAGCUUCCGCUUCGACAAUACGGACGCUUAAUACGAAUCCGGGGGAUUCAUGGUUCAACUCUGUCGCACAGCAAAUAUAUUCUGAUCUAUGAGCUUCCCAGUUCAUAUAGUUCACCGGAAGGAAGCUCCUACUUCCUUGUUGUGUUCUGGAUAACAAGUUGCUUCCCAUUCGCCUUUUAUAUAAGCUAGAAGACGGCUAACCGAGUUCCAAACAUUUGCUAGAAUUUUGGAACAUGAUAAUAUGCGUAGGAAAUCAGGACGCCUUCUUCAGAUGUCGCAGGAAACCGGAAAUUAGACAAGGAUCACCAACCCGUCGACUCCUCCGAACGCGGAUGGCCGAGCACACAGCAGCAGUGAGGAGGUGUGACGCCAGUUCCCAGGUCGCGGCUCAUCCGACGGGACCUAGCCACGCAUUCUAGUUUGACGAAACAAAAAUUCUUGCUAGAGGCGACAGCUGCGUGACCCGCGAACUGCUCGAGUCGUGGUUUCCCGGUCCUCAGUCAAUGAACAAGCGCAAAGACCUCCCCUCUCCAUAUUCCGCGCCGAGAAUUAAUCUAGGCACAUUAGUUAGCCGCGAGGAGAGCGUGCGGAUGACCACUGUUCUUGGUGUCAAUGUCGGCAAGCCAAAUUGCCCAGGAGUCCACAAGGAUGACGAAGUCCGACAGUCAGCAACUCGACCGUGUACGAUGAUCGUGGGAUCAGAUGCUCUUGACCGACACACGACUACAUAGCAAAUGUAUGACAGCUGCAUACUUCAACACGUGGUCAAUCGAGCCGUGAUGCACUCGGGAGCUGCCAGCUAUGCUAGGCGUAUGGCGGCCUAGCAACUACAUCCUAUAAAUACUGCAACACCUGGACAAUUUACCACCCUUAUUUGACUCUGUCUCUGAUGAUGGAUUCGAGGGAGGAUCCGAAACGUCAGGCUAAUAAAGCUCUUGUUCCAACGAUCGUGUCUCCUUCUUCGCAGUUUUCUGCAUUUUCGUGAUGAAUAGGCUCUGCAAACCCUUGUGGAUUAUACAUGUCUUAUUUACUCAAGCAAGCACUUGCUCGGACAGUUGCGCAUGAAACACCUCUAGCUAUGCGGGAUACUCCGUAUUUAAAGAAUACAAUUAGGUGACGACGUGGGGAAACCGCAACCGAAUGAAGCGAAGAGAUGACAACUCUGCUUUUGGGCUCCUGUCUUCAACACAGUCAGUGCACUCCGCCCAGGUUUUUCGAUUUUAGCCCGUGUAUAAACCGAGAAAUCGGAUGCUUUGAAAAGUGCCUAUUAAUCCUCGCCUUCUGGACAUCUUAAAAGACAUCUUUUUGGAUUGUCAAUAACGCGAACUUUAUAGGAAAAGGGAAAACACAAAGCGAUGAGAAAUAGUAAAUUUACUAGAUGUCUUAAUGGUUCAAGUAUUCAUUCUACGAAGUCCAUAAAUUGCUCAGUAGCUUACCACGUUUUGCUAGUUUGCCACAGAUGUGGGCUAGACACGGGAAUGUGUACCCCUGAGCUAACUUCCAGGGCGGUGCCUAUUCCUGUGUUCUAACAUCAUCUCAAGUCCCAAACCUGACACUGACAGUAACCCUCAUAAUUCUAACCCUAACACUAACCUCCGACCCUCCCGGAAUUUAGAGUAGGACCGCCUGCAAUCCGGGGGUCCAUAUUCCCAUGCCCCACCCAACAGUUUUCCCUUUAAAAGGGCUUGCGCAAGGAUCGUAGGCAGCGACAACUGCCCUAUUCACAACUGUGUAAUAAAUAAAAGACAUUGUGGACGGCAGCAGUGGAACAGUUGCCUGCUAAUAAACUGAACUCAGAAGGGACUUCUUCCAAUGAUGAACGUUAAAUUAUCUUUUUGAGAUUUCACAACAAGAUUUGUCAUAAGGUGAGGAUUAGACAUGACUGUUCCCUUAAUAUGGAGUCUGCAUCUACACAAACACCAAUACACUACCGCAAAUUAAACUCGUAUCAGAAAAUUUAUUGAGCGUUUUAAUCAAUUAUUCCAGUCGAUUGUUUUUUGGCAGACCGCAUCAAUCAGUCUAACACGUCAAAACCGGAAAAUCAGGAGGUUGUGUGCUUUAAGAGUGCCAGUUUUUUAGGGUGAGUGACCCCACGGGGAGUGGCUUUGAGCACAACCGCAAGUGUCCCUCAUCGCGUACGUUACCUUCGGUCAACACCGCCGCCUCACGCGUGUCAGCAACAGGUGAUGACUCGGAUCGCUGACUAGAUUGCUGGCUCGACGCCCAUUGACAAUUUGGCCUUUUCUGAUUGGCCGUCGCAUACCGCUGCUUACGAAGACAUCGGUUGUUAACAUCAGCUGCUCAGGUCUUUCAUAUGGGUGUGCGAGCUCUCGGCAAAGCUGCCCUGUCAUCCCUGCCUCGCAGACCGGGGAUUUGAGAAGUCUUUAGCGUCGGCUACGCGUACGACAGCCAUUAUAGCACGCAAAACAAAAUUACUUAGGCUACAAAAAAUAUCACGAGUUUUGGAGAGGACCUGUGAGUUCCACGUAAGAUAAUAAGUGUUUAACCGUCAUUAAAACACUUAGACGUUGCAUACAAACACAACUGUCCCGCUUGAUCUCAUUGGUGUAAAAAAAGGAGAAAGGCGGGCAGAAAAGUAAAAAUAAUCUAAGACCUCGGAAAACAUUGUAGACUUUCCAAGAGCUGCCUCGGAUGCUCGUUACAACAGAAAAUUAUUUAAGUACAAGUUGGCAUGGCCAGUGUGCUGAACAGGAGAUUUUCACCUUUUAGGUAGACACGUGACAUAGUACAGUCCACUCGCCUGCAGGUUAUGUUCAAUCGUAGUAUCAACAACUCCUGUCCUUGCUUUCCGUCAAAUCGCCACAGCGCCUUAGGGUGCCACUGAGAGUCAGUGACUUCUUAGGCAUAUUAGCUGGGCUGCUGACGGUGGAAUGUCGCAAUGAAUUUGCUUUUAGUGUCGAGCAACACUACGUAGGCUUUAUAAAGGUUUGGACAACAAUGCCAAACGUAAAAGUUGAGUUUUUGUGUAGUUUGCGCUGCGUUGUGUUAGCAGACAGAAGGCCGAAAUCAUAAUAAGUGGUUUAGUGGGGUUUAACUACAGUCAAAAUCCAAAGCAAUAUCUCCUAAAGUGUGAAGGCAAUCAUAAAAAGAGCCAGGUCACAAUGGCGCAGUGACUCCCAACGCUUUGAAGACAGGAUCAAAGCAUUUCCUUAAUAUGACAGUUUGACCGUCGAUGUCCACCGUAUGAGCCCAGCAGGGUGGGCGCAGACAUGGUGAUUUGGUGGUAGCACUCCCCCACCUGUGGCCCGGUGUCAUGACAGAGUCAAGACGACCGGAGGAGGGCGAGGACGCUGGUGACUGAUACGACGUGAAUCCGUGCAUAGGCGUGCCACCACAACGCUAGCCAUUGAUAUAGAACAGAAUACGCUUCCAGGGUAAAAAGAGAUUGACAGCCUGCAACAUUUCGGUACCAGUUGACUAGGAUGGAAAUACUUUCGUUAAUAUAUAACAGGUAUGUAGGGGAUGAGGCCAUCCACCGUUUAAAGCUGCUUUGCGUGUCCCCAAAAUGCUAACAGAAAAGAUAGGAGGGGAGACCGUUGUCAUGUAAUGCUAGCCCCUUUAAAGCCUGUGUAUUUGGAACGCAUUUAUUACUCCGCAGGCAUCCGAUGUUGAUCCAGUUUUCUUUUAAACGCCAACGCCUUCACACCUCUGUCUGGCUCAUCGUCAGCCCUCGUGCUUUUUCAUGUAUGCACUUAUGUGGGUUGACGUCACAGACAUGGGUGGGCUGGUGGAUCGAUAAUCAGAUGCAGGCCAGCGAGCCACAAUCCGGAGGAGUGUCAACUGGGGUAGCGCUCCGUAAAUCCUUCUGCCGCCGUGCGAAAACAACCGAAACCCUCCUCCGUCAUCGGCUUUUGGGGUAGGUUGCAGGACUAACCAUCUGACGGCAACAGAGUCAACUGUGAGCCUGGGGAAACUCCCACAUAAUUCUUUUGUGUACUCUGCUUCAACAAAAUACAUCGAACAUUAUAUCGGAAAACACUUUUUAGGCCUCAGUCAUGGAUAAAGAAAUGAGAAGCGGAAUCCUGCAAUCGUUUCAUUGGCCUGAAUACGAUGGAUACAUACGACACGACGCAACGAAGUACAGGAUAACUGGAGAGUAUUAUUCUAGCCAAAUUUUGGUUGUUCGCAGCUGUAGUCCUGAGGACCAAGUUAAUUCCUUUACCAAAUGAUAUAGGGGUGAGAAUUUAAAAACCUUGAUUUGGUUAGCCAGAAUUUUGUCUGGAGACCUUUAUGCAGAAACACUGGAAGCUGCCCCAUAGCCGUUACACUCGUCAAAAAACGGAAGGACUCUAGAGUGCAAUCGUAUCCUGCCCUAGAGAUUGUUUCCCGGGCGAACUUCUCGUGUUUAUGUAACCUGCCUCAAAGUGCACUCUGUGAUCUUCCGCAAACUUUUAAGAUGGAUUUAAAAGUAGUAGCUCCGAAAAACAUUUGUCGGCGCUUCCGUUUUGUGCCAUUAAGAAUGGGGCUUUCGGGCGUUCUAGUGAAGGAAUAAGCCGCAGUUCAUUAAAUUCAGUAGUAACCAUGAGAGAGCGACUGGUAUUUUCGUUGCAUUUGCCAGUGUUUCUACAGUACAUAGAACAAAGAAAAGUGCGUAUUGAAUUUCGAACGGCAGUCUUCCUCCAAACAUCCUAGUUGAAUUCUACAAAUGUGACCUACAGUCAGUGACCGAUCUCAUAAAGGGCCAACAGAAAUUAUGGAAUGCGGUUUCGAUUAGGAAAGACUACUUAAGUGUGGUUACAAUAUUGAUUAUCAUGCGACAUAUCCUAUGAUAUUUCAGACGCAGCAGAAUGCCGGCCUUUGAAUGAACUUUUUCCGGCCGCCUGGAAAAUCGGCACUCGGUAAAGAAACUACUUAUAUGUUGUAUGUAUUUUUCUAUUGAUUUUACUGCCCUCAUAUAGUCAAAUAUGUUCUAUAGAAAACACGCACGAAGUAUUCUUUGUUGUAUGUAGUUGGUAGAAAAUCAUAUAUUCUUCAACUUUUCAACUGUAAGAAAUGAUGUCUUUCAAUUUUAAAAAGAUUGGCCAAGAUCCUAUUUCGUCGUCGUACCUGUUAGGGAUUAGUAUUAUGGUUAUUGGUUGGGGGUUAACGGGUAGGAGUUGGGAUUAGAGGUUAGGGUUGCGGGUUAGGGUUAGGGUUAGGAGUCAGGCUGAGGCUUGUCUACUGCGGGCACGGCUACGAAAUAUGAUCCGACCACAGUUCGUGAUUAUGGAAUGCUUUAAGACAUUAAGAAGUCUUCUUAAAAGCAUCGUAUCUGUACGUUUAUUAAGAUUCUUUAUGAAAUAUAAAACGUUGUCCACAUCCAUGGCAAUUUUUUGGAGAUCUAUAGGCUACCUUUUUAAUGUCAUAGUGGAAUGUAUAAAUUUCCUUACGCGGAAAGUGUGCGGCUUUUGGACUGGAAACUUUAAACGCACUUUAAGUGUAAAAUUUGAAUAAAACGCAUUUUUCUUCCAGAGAUAGUUAUAUGCGGGUGGCUGGCUUGGUGGCUUCGGCGCAUCGCAACUGAGGGACCUGAAAGAAGUUCUUCUGUGCGUGCCGGAUCGGUUUCCGUAACCUGAUUGCAGCCGCCUCUGCCGUAGUCGGCAGACGCUGUCCAAUUGUUUCGGAUAGCUUGACGGAACCCUGUAAAUCACUCGGAAGGCCUCUCUGGCAUCUACACGAUGGUCUGUGUCUACUAUGUGCGUGAAGAUAGGGCUGUUAACGUUAUUUAUUUUACUCCAUCCUGACAGUGCUGGAAGAUGUUCGCUUGUUCGUUUGGACAGACGUCGACUCGGGCGACCAAUAUAUUCUGUCCCACAGGAGUGGGUGAAGGAGUAAAUACAAGAAAAAGGUCUGGGCUGGUAGUUGGUCCUUGUUCCCUCCGUAUAGGAUGGGACUAGUGGAGAACAGCACAAGGGCGUCAGCUGCUGGAAAGGUAAAGGAUACAGCUAGAGUUAGGCGUCGUCUUAGAAGUUCACUCGAGGCGUCCUCUUGAAAUGGGACGCUGAUGAAAAGCUUUCCCUUUCCUGACGUCAGCGUCGGGAAUUUUGAUGGUCUUUCGGCCAUGUUCUUAGCAAGGAAUAGACCAGGGUACUCUUCCUCGUGAAAGAGGCUUUCGACAGUCGUAAGCUCUCUCUCUCUCUCUCAAUGCUAUCAACCGAGUAACCCUUUGUGUUAAACAGAGGACUGAAUUACUUUUCAGGCUUAGCGAUACGCAACUCUCAAAAUUGGUGUAUUGCCCAGAUCACGUCUUCUAACGGUAGACGCUACGCCGAGUACUGUCGUCAGCCUUUACCCGGAAGCAGGUGAGGAAGGAGAAGGGAAUCAGACUGUUCUUCUUCCAGCGUAAAUGUAAUUGAUGAGUGUGUCUGAUUCAUAUCAUUCAGUAGAACUGACAAAUCGCUUUGUCCACCAUGCACUCCACAGCAGGGUGACAGCAGGGACGGGGACUGAAGGGUGAUGUAGGUUAAAGUUAUAGUAGACUUGCGCUAUAUCUGCCACACUCCCUCCUUCCCCACCUGCAUCCGGUGUCAAGACAGUCAAGAAGACCAGAGGCGAAGGGGGGGCGCAGGCAGCUGGCCAUCGCCCUCCAAAGGCUGGGUAACCAGUCCGUCGUCGACUGAGAGGCACCACCCAUAGAAUACACACACUCCUUGCAUGAGUGGGAGUGCCAGAGGUCACGUUAAGAGGGAACCGUUGCAACCUGAAUCUCAGCUCAUCGGUUCACCACUCCACAAAAAACACACACAACCGGGCUGGAUGCGUAAACUGAGCUGAGGUGUCAGUCAGCAACUUCCGGGCCACGGCCCUCGACGCAUCGUGAGGGAUACCGCUGCCAGCAAUGUAGCACCCGCGUUAAUCGUCUCAUAUUCAGGGGUCGUUUCACCAGAUCCUUCGAACGACUUUGCUGUAGGACCUAUGAGGAAGGGUUCCCCGAUCGACUAGUUAUGGUGAUUGAUAGACGUAUUUACACAAUCGUCCAGGCAGCCAGUCGUCAGAUAGCGAUGGAAAUGAGAAUAGAUUAUUGAGAGAUAUAGACAAAGCAAACAGUACGCAACAGGAUUACAAACGUAGAUAAUAUCCACGACGAGAGCCAAUCACGGAGGGGUCUCUCGGACAAUACUUGAGCGAACCACGCGGGAUUUAGAGCCGGAAGCCGCUACGGGGAUGAGACACUGCCCUCAACAGUCGACUCUGAAAUCACAAAAAAACGCUCUGCCGCUGUUCUCCCUCUUUUUGGGAGUCACUUUAGUUAAACAAAAAGAGAAUCAGGUCGCCUUUGCCCAUCACCCAAUCAUAGAUCACACAUGCAGCAGAUGAGCCACAUGGAGAGGGAGCCGAGAAGCACACUUCCCACUUAAGUGAGAGUUGUCAAUUGAGUGCUUGCUUUCUGUGGCGACGGGUGAGGUCUAUGUGUGGUGCAGGUGCUGGUGGGCAGAAGUGUGAUGGUGUGUUGGAGCCGGUGGCUGUUUACCGCAAGUUUUCGUGAAUACGCAUGCGACCCAAUAGGCCCAUGCGGUGGCUGGAUGUGCGGGGGGCAGUGUGGGUAAUUGAGACGAAUGCGUCGAGUGUAUGUGGAUGCUCCAGUUACUGGUUCGCCAGUCUCUGUAUGAUGGAUUCGACCGACCAGGCGGUGUAGGAGGUGAAUGUGCCAUCACGAUGAGGACAAAUUGGGACCGAGUCCACAUCUAUGGAGGUGGGAGUGAUGGCAACACUAAACAAAAGUCGUGACACAGUAGGAUUUGACAGCCGCCUGGAAUGACUAAACAGCCACGACCAGCUUGUCGACGGAGUACUUUUCCAAACAAUUUUUAGAUCACCUCAUAUACUUCAUCCCCCCACGGCGGGACAAGCAUUGCUUACACGGGGUCGAGGUAUCGUUGUUAGCGGGGAACAGUUUUCUAUUCUUUACAUCCUCAGGAAUAUCAGGAAGUUCCCUUCCUAGAGUAUUCCUUACUCAACACAUCCCCAAGCGUAUCCACUUGAAAGAUUUCACAAAGAUACGAUAGACAAUUUCGUGAUUCAAGAGUUUAUGAAAUGUGAAUAUUGCUAACAAACGUAAGACGGUGACAGAAAUGGUGUUGAAUUAUACUAGAUUAAAUAACAAGUGGUAAAGCUUGAUAAAAAAAACAUUGGGACAGGUAAUCGACUGCAUGGCUAGCUACCAAAAGAUAGGAUCGACGUUGAAAAAGGAUAGUUCGGAGAUUAUUUCGCAGCCGUACCUGCAGUGGACAAGUCCCGGCAUAACCCCUAACUCCUAACUUUAACCUCUAACUCCGAACUCCAAACCCCAACCCCUAACCUUAACCGCCGACCCUGACCCCUAAGCACAACCCCUAACCCUGACCUCUAACCCCUUCCCCCUAACCCUACCCCUUAAGAGGUACGGCUACGAAAUAGGAUCUUGCCAAAGGAGUGCAAUGAGAAGAUAUAAAAACGAACAAAACUUAUAGGUUGUGCAGGUCAGCUGGUUUCAGCAGAUUCGUACGAAUCGUUCGGUCCUGCGUUCCUUAAGAGGAAUCAUCAUUUGUUGUAUAAAAAAGAACGGGCCCUUCUGUUCUGCUUAACUGUUACACUCGUUCAAGACGCUGCUACGCAUUUCCCCCGGUCACUCAAGAUCUCUCUCUCAGGGCACCGGAUGUGCUUUAUCGUUCAGUUGCCAACGUAUUCCAACUGGUUCUCCAGUCUUUCUGCACAAAAUACAGUAUCCUCUCAACUGACGUCCAACGCCUCUGUCUAUUCGGGACCGGCAUUGAAGGUUGUAGAGAGCAGUAUCUGCUUACGGCUUAAGCCGCGACAAUCGGACGGCCGUGGGAUCGGCAGCUGCAACAACGGUUACCUUCUUCUUCUUCUUCUUCUUCUUCUUCUUCUUCUUCUUCCUCUUCCUCUUCUUCUUCUUCUUCUUCUUCCUGGACUUCGCGGAACCCAAUCUUCUGACGAAUACAUACUUCCAUCUUCUAAUAAGGGGAAAGGGUGACGUGGAUGCACCCUCGUCCGCACCAUUCGUAUCUGCUGGACUGAGUCAUACUUCAGAGGCGUCACCGGCGUGAUUUGCUCGUGAAUAAGACGGUGUGUGGUGGAUGCUGAGUCCCCAUGGUCUCGACGGCUCCAAUAACGAUGGCUUGUUCCUUCUACGAACCUGUGCAGAACACCGCCUCCUCCUGACCAACACCUUUUUACGCCUGCCAGGACGGAAGAAAGCCACCUGGAUGCACUCUUGGCACUUGCUGGACUAUGUCGUCGUCCGGAGGUGAGACCAGCGAGACAUGCUGGUGACAAAGGCGAUCCCCGUUGCCGACGGGUGAACCGACCAUCGCCUCGUCAUCUCCAAGAUGCGAAUUCGUCUACAGCCUCACGACAAUCGGUGACCUCAAGGUAAGCGACCCCCAGGUAAGCUGAAUACUGCUUUGUUGUCUUUGCCUGUUCACCAUCUCCAUUUCAGCAAUGAACUAACUCAACGACUAGCCUUUCAGUCGUCGUCGUCGUCGUCGCCGUCGCCGCUGAUGAGAGCGCCUCCGCUGAGAACCGAUGGUGUCAAAUAAGGGACACAGUUCAGUCUACGGCGCUGGCUGUCCUCGGUCGCGCACGACGUCAACACCAAGACUGAUUCGACGAAAUCGACGCCGCCAUCAGCAACCUUAUCACCCAAAAGAACAGCUUGCACAAAGCCUACUUCACUCGCCCCACCGACGACAAUAAAGCCGCCAUCUACCGCAGUUGCCGACUUGUGCAGCAGCAGCUGCGCGAGAUGCAGGACGCCUGGACUGCUCGCAAGGCAGGGGAGAUCUAAGGGUACGCGGACGGCAACGAAUGGAAGAACUUCUUCUCCGCGACCAAGGCUGUCUACGGUCAGCUAACCAAAGGUACUGCACCUCUUCACAGCGCCGACGACAAUACCCUACUCACCGAGAAGACGCAACUUCUACAGCGAUGGACCGAGCAAUUCAGAGACGUCCUCGACUGUCCCUCCACCAUCUCCGAUGCCGCAAUUGCCCGUUCGCCUCAAGUGGAGACCAACGCCGACCUCGACAUCCACCCUCUCUCUACGAAAUCAUCAUGGCCGUGCAGCAGCUCUCCAACUGGAAAGCGCCCGGAUCGGACGCGAUCCCUGCCGAGAUCUACAAGCACGGUCGCUCCCAACUAAUUGAUCACCUGACAGUACCCUUCUAGGAAAUGUGGUAUAAAGGAGAAGUCCUGUAGGAUUUCAAAUACGUCCCAAUUGUGCAUCACUAUAAGCUGAAGGGAAACCGCCAACUCUAUAACAGCAAGUGAGGCAUCUUCUUGUUGAACCUUACCGAGAAAAUCACUGCUCGCAUCCUUAUCAACCGUCUGAACAAUCAUUUAGAACAAGGCCUGCUGCCGGAAAGCUAAUAAGGCUUCCGCCGUCAUCGUGGGACCACGGACAGGAUCUUGGCCGCCCGUCACUUACAGGAGAAGUGUCAGGAGAUGCGGACCCACCUGUACUCUACCUUCGUGGAUCUGAUGAAAGCCUUCGACACAGUGAAUCCUGACGAAUUGUGGAAAAUUAUGCAGAAAUUCGGCUAUUCCGAACGAUUUACCCAGAUGGUGCGUCAGCUCCACGGCGGCAUGAUGGCGCGCGUCACAGACAUUGAAACUGUUUCAGAAGCAUUCGCACUGGCCAAUGGAAUGAAGCAGGACUGAGUCCACGCGCCUAACCUCCUCAGUCUUGUGUUCUACCUUGACGAACGCCCACCUCCUCAAUCAGCGGCGGCUGCACUUCCAGUCGUGUGUAUCCACAGCCACGAAAUUUUGCUUGCAGAUGACUGCGCCCUCAACGCCACCUCCGAAGGGGACAUGCAGAGGAGCGUGGGCCUCUUCGCCGACGCCUGCGAGGAAUUCGGCCUGAUCAUAAACACACAGAAGACGGUAGUUAUGCAUCAAACGCCACCCCACGCUGCCUACACGUCGCUUCACAUCAACUUGAAUGGCACCAAACUGCAGGUGGUGGACAACGUCACGUAUCUGGGCAGCACCAAAAUCGACGACAAAGUUGCCCGCCGGAUCUCAAAAGCCAGCCAAGCCUUUGGCCGUCUGCAAAGCACAAUCUGGAAUCGCUACGGUCUUCAUCUCAACACCAAACUGAAAAUGUACAAAGCAGUCACCCUGCCGACGCUGCUGUAUGAGGAGGAGACCUGGACGGUGUACAAGAAGCAGGCGCGCAGACUCAAUCAUUUCCACCUCAGCUGUCUUCGAUGGAUACUGAAGCUGAGUUGA